Molecule: messenger RNA, 900 nt
Organism: Diorhabda carinulata
Lineage: Eukaryota; Metazoa; Arthropoda; Insecta; Coleoptera; Chrysomelidae
Exons: 4
Coding region: 236-790 (184 amino acids)
Source: RefSeq, a predicted model, not a curated record
AGUAGAUCCAAAAAGAAGGCAGUUUUUUUCAUCAUUGUUCAGUACAUUACAAAUCGUAUUUAUCUGUCUUUAUCACACUUACUACAAAACGUUUGUAGAGGCGCUUUUGUAUUUACAGAAAUCUUUUGAAAGUUACAUUAUUUGCACACGCCGUUCUGUUUUGUUCAUCACGCUACAUGCACUUGGAUUCUAUUUGUGGGUUUGUGUGGUUUCAAUAAUCAUCAUUCACCGGAAAAUGAGAUUUUGUAUUGUGUGCGGUAAUUCUGAAGACGACGUAAAGCAUUUAUUUUGCUUUCCCCGUAGCGCAGACAGCUCGCAAAUAUGGCAGGAAGCUAUGGGAAUGAAAUAUAGACCACUAUGUGGCCAUGUUAGAAUCUGCAAUGAGCAUUUCACAAAAGAUAGAUUUGUGCCGUGUACCUCAGUUUUACGUUUGAAAGCUGAUGCAGUGCCCACAAUUCUGGAAGUCCAGAAGGACCAUGUUAUGAAGGGACUGGACCAGAUAGCAAAUAAAAAAGUAAACAUUAUAUCCCAAUAUAUAAUAAAGCCAGAACCACAGACUCUUUUGGAUACCAAAUCAUUAAGUAAUGCAAACAGUGAAGUUACUGAACAUGAUAAAACAAAUUCCUCGCAGUCACCAUCCCAACGGGCUGCCACACCAAUUUCAAGUACAGUUAGAUGUAGAAGGACUCUUUUUAAGGACGUUGAAGGCUUGUGUUCAACACAGAUAACACCAAGAAAGCAAAAGUUGAUGGUUAUUGUGAAGAGGAAGCAGGGUCUAUCUAUGAUCUAAUGUUACUAGUUCUCAUUCAGUCUGUGUUUGUUAUGAAAAGAUGUGGCAUAGCAUUAUUAUUAUUGUGAAUCUUUGUUGUACUUAUGCAAAUACAAUUUGACAAAGCUCAA